AUUGUAACUUACCAAGAUCGAAAACAACACAUGCUGUUUGCUAAUUCUUCCAUUAUUAUCCCCUCGCUUCCAUCGCGUCGCGUCUCGUCUCGUCUGGUAUUUUCUUCACAAUCGAUACACACCCACAAUUACACCAUCUGUAUCUCCAUACACACCUGUGUCAGAGAAACCGACGAAGAACAACAGUAGAUCCAGUGGGUAACCGUCUCAAUAGAUAAGGACAAUUCUCUCUGUAUUCAAUCUCCAUAAACCCUACAAACAUUACCCCCAAUUUCACUAACACCCACUUCAAUUUCAGCUUCAGUUCUUUAAUCAUGUGCUCUAUAUCACCUUACAAGACCUAAUUCGUGUGAAUUUUGGGGAUUUUGACUGGUUCUUUAAAGGGUUUUGCGUUACUAAAAAUAUACGAUUUGGGUUUUUUUUUUUUUUUUUUUUUUUUUUUUUUUUUUUUUUUUUGGGUUUUGGGAUUGAUGGGCGAUCUUGGUAUGGAAGAGGAUCGCCCGUUUCUGCCGUCUUUUGCUGCUCCAUUGUGUAACCCGGAUCCGAAUUCUAUUCGGGCGGAGACUUGGGUCUUAGCUGAAGACCCGGCCCGGGAGGUGUUGAAUUGCAUAUACCCGACUUUGGAUUCUGAAGAGAAAAGGAAAGAUGUGAUUGAAUAUGUGCAGAAGCUCAUCAGAUUUCAUCUCGGAUUAGAGGUAUUCCCGUAUGGUUCGGUGCCACUCAAGACUUAUCUCCCUGAUGGAGACAUUGAUCUAACGGUCCUUAGCAGUCCUAACAUGGAUGAUCAUUUGCCCCGUGAAGUUCUUCGUGUUCUUCAGGAAGAAGAGCAGUAUGGUAAUUCUGAGUUUGAAUUAAAGGAUACCCAAUUCAUCGAUGCCGAGGUGAAGCUUGUGAAAUGUCUCGUUCAAGAUAUCGUCAUAGACAUAUCGUUUAAUCAGCUGGGUGGACUUUGUACCCUCUGUUUUCUUGAACAAGUUGACCGCCUUGCUGGCAAAGAUCAUCUGUUCAAGCGGAGCAUCAUUCUUAUAAAAGCAUGGUGUUAUUACGAAAGCCGAAUACUUGGUGCUCAUCACGGCUUAAUAUCUACUUACGCAUUGGAAACAUUAGUCCUUUACAUUUUCCAUGUUUUCCAUGCUUCGUUAAACGGCCCUUUAGAGGUUCUUUACAGAUUUUUGGAUUGUUAUGCCAAGUUUGACUGGGAUAACUAUUGCAUCAGUUUGGAUGGCCCCGUUUGCAAAUCUUCCCUUCAUGGCUUAACCGUGGAAACCCUUGAAAAUCAAGGAACCGAUGUCUUACUGGGUGCCGAAUUUCGAAAAAAUUGUAUGGAUAUGUUCAUAGUGCCUUCUAAGGGAACCGAGACCGAUCUUCGAGCUUUUAACCUCAAGAAUCUCAACAUUAUUGAUCCAUUGAAGGAAAACAACAAUCUUGGACGAAGUGUCCACAAAGGAAAUUAUUUCCGGAUACGGAGUGCAUUUAGAUACGGGGCCCGUAGACUCGGUAAAAUUCUGCAACAACCAAACAGCAAUAUUAAAGACGAUAUCAAGAUGUUCUUUAGAAACACCUUACAAAGACAUAAACCGAAAUGCGGGCCCGAUUCCAACUUAAUCUUCGCUACUAACGGGUUCACAACUUUGUCUAUUUCAUCCCGUACCGAACCCUAUUACGAGGAUGAUGUGUAUUCAAGAUUCUCAAACGGUGAUUUCGAUGAUUAUAUGACUGACCAUAACGCCUCUCCGUUGACUGAGUCGAACUCCGAGAAAGAACCCGACCCUGUUGUUGAGAAAACCGGCCUUGAGCUGUUGAUGGAAAACGGAACGUCUGAAUUAGUGGAUGGAGAUACGAUUUGCUUGAGUAUCAAUAAGGGCAAUAACGACAAUUCAUCUGAUAGUGUUGCUGAAACCGAAAUAUUGAACCCGUUUUCUGAUCUCACGGGUGACUAUGACGCACACAUACGGAAUCUGUUAUACGGUCAAGGGUGUCACGGUUAUGCAAUGUCUACGACUGUGGUUCGGGCCAGCCCUAGUCCGCCUAGUUCACCGUACGGAAAUAAGAACUCGUGGGACACGUGCCACACGUCUGCAGCUGCUCAUUCAUGGCCCGGUCCGUUCAAAAAGAAUUUGGCUUCUCACGUGAAUGCAAACGGUGUAGUAAUGGGCCAUCCGAAGCAUAUCAACGGGUCUAACCGCAACGCGUUGCGUGGGACCGGGCCGUACAUUCCUACGGCGAGCUCCAAUACAAACGAGGAUAGAGAUAGACCACCGACAAGGGGUAGAGGAAGGGGGCGGGGACCACCGGUCUCUAACGGUCAUCACUACCGAUCACGGGUUGGUUCCGGUGAGCCGAAGUUGGUUCUUGAAUCGAACCAUGCAACACAAAGCCCACUUGAAUGGUCCCCGAGACAAGCCCGUGUUAAUGCUAAUGUAUCUAACCAAACUCACCACCACCACCACCCUAGCCCGGUUAACUCGACCGCCAACGGUUUUCCGAACCAAGCAAGGAAACUUGAAUUUGGAUCUUUUAGAUCUAUGACCGAGAACGAGAACCCGCCUGAUACAGAGGCGGCUCCGCCUUACGUGCAAAGCCCGAAAGGAAAUUCACAUGGCAGAAAACAGGGGAGGAGCAAAGAGAAUCCAUUUCACCUCAAGAAUGAAGACGAAUUCCCCCCACUGUCGGCCUGAAUUUCGUGAUGAAUGUGUAUAAAAAAGAGCUAAUCCGAAAAACGGGAUAUAAUCUUUGAAUGCUAAUAUGCCAGAUAUAACCUUUGUUAGGGAGGGAAUUAAACCUUUUUUUUUUUUUGCUAGUUUGACUUGGACGUUUCGCUAUCAAACAGAUCUUUUGGGAUUUUGGUUUGUUGUGAUAUAUUGUAGAGAAAACACAACGUUAAAAACGGUUGAGAAAACAUAGACCUUUUGUUCACCUGAUGUUUGCAUAUGUUUUUUUCUUUUUUAA
Messenger RNA from Helianthus annuus (common sunflower), 2949 nucleotides. RefSeq lists its product as uncharacterized. NCBI's taxonomy places the organism in Eukaryota, Viridiplantae, Streptophyta, Magnoliopsida, Asterales, Asteraceae. The transcript is spliced from 9 exons. Bases 471 to 2678 code for a protein of 735 amino acids. The record is from RefSeq and is a predicted model, not a curated record.